Molecule: messenger RNA, 1367 nt
Organism: Fukomys damarensis (Damara mole-rat)
Lineage: Eukaryota; Metazoa; Chordata; Mammalia; Rodentia; Bathyergidae
Gene: Mtch2
Product: mitochondrial carrier 2
Exons: 14
Coding region: 278-1246 (322 amino acids)
Biological process (GO): positive regulation of apoptotic process
Cellular component (GO): mitochondrion; membrane
Source: RefSeq, a predicted model, not a curated record
CCCCUCGGCGUCCACAGCCACUCCCGGGCCGCCCGCGCGGGACGCGACCCCUCGGGAGGAGCCGGAUCGCACCGAGAGAGCCAGCGGCGUGCUGUCCUCUCCCGCUUUGCUCGCCUUGUCUCUUCGCAUCUGCUUAUUUAUCUUGCUACCGUCACUACUACUGUUCCGCUCAGAGAUCCUAACGCCAGUUACCCAGAUAAACACAAGGACCCAUUCAGAAGCUGUCGGGAAGUCGGGUUUCAGAAGCGCUUCCCAGCAGCGAGAGUCCGCGUGGUUCAUGACAGCGAAAGUCCCGUUCUUCCAGCUGGAGAUCAGCUCGGCGGAGAGUUUCAGGAGUUUAAACAUAAGCGUUAAGCUCCCUCGUGUUUCACCUCGCCUCCCCUGGGUGGGAUAUGAGCCUCUUCCUCCAACAAUUGGACGGAAUAUUUUUGGGCGGCAAGUGUGUCAGCUUCCUGGUCUCUUCAGUUACGCUCAGCACAUUGCAAGCAUCGAUGGGAGGCGUGGGCUGUUCACUGGCUUAACUCCAAGACUCUGUUCGGGAGUCCUUGGAACUGUGGUCCAUGGUAAAGUUUUACAGCAUUACCAGGAUGGGGAGAAGCCUGAGGAAUCGAACUCCAACUUGGGCCCUUGCAUUUUCAAGGAAUCAGGGCCUGGAAGUGCACAGAAAGAAGGCUCGCCCUCCUUUGACCAAGUUAUCAAAGAGACAACCCGAGAGAUGAUCGCUCGCUCCGCUGCUACCCUCAUCACGCACCCUUUCCACGUCAUCACUCUGAGAUCGAUGGUACAGUUCAUAGGAAGAGAAUCCAAGUACUGCGGGCUCUGUGACUCCAUAGUGACCAUCUACCGAGAAGAGGGCCUCCUGGGAUUCUUCGCGGGUCUGAUUCCUCGCCUGCUGGGGGACAUCAUUUCUCUGUGGCUGUGCAACUCGCUGGCCUACCUCGUCAACACCUACGCACUGGACAGCGGGGUUUCCACCAUGAAUGAAAUGAAGAGUUAUUCCCAAGCUGUCACAGGAUUCUUCGCCAGCAUGCUCACCUACCCCUUCGUGCUCGUGUCCAACCUCAUGGCCGUCAACAACUGCGGGCUGGCCGGGGGGUCCCCUCCCUACUCCCCGCUCUACUCGUCCUGGAUAGACUGCUGGUGCACGCUGCAGAAGGAGGGAAACAUGAGCCGAGGGAACAGCUUGUUUUUCCGGAAGGUCCCCUUUGGGAAGACGUACUGCUGCGACCUGAGGAUGCUGAUCUGAGGGUGCGAGGCAGGGACAGUGACAUUUCUGUAGUCCCAGACGCACAGAAUGAUGGGCGAGAAUGUUGAUUUCUAUACGGUGUGGCGCGUUUUUUAAUAAUCACUUGAUCUUGGGAAACGGA